Molecule: messenger RNA, 234 nt
Organism: Engraulis encrasicolus (European anchovy)
Lineage: Eukaryota; Metazoa; Chordata; Actinopteri; Clupeiformes; Engraulidae
Exons: 3
Source: RefSeq, a predicted model, not a curated record
AUGAGUAGCAGGAACGAGAGUGGAAGAGAAAAUCCAGUGAGGAGGCAAGCCAGGGAAAGAGGUAUUGGGGACGAUGAUACGAAAGAGAACAGAGAGAGGGAAGAGAGAAGCGAGAGAGAUGAGCGAACAGCCCGGAGAGGAGAAAGAGAAGAGACGAGAGAGACGAGAGAGAGAGAGAGGGAGAGAGAGAGAGAGAGAGAGAGAGAGAGAGAGACAGAAGGUGUAGAGAGAGAG